Malus domestica (apple) is the source of this 2876-nucleotide messenger RNA. Its product is annotated as heat stress transcription factor A-3-like. The record is from RefSeq and is a predicted model, not a curated record. NCBI's taxonomy places the organism in Eukaryota, Viridiplantae, Streptophyta, Magnoliopsida, Rosales, Rosaceae. Gene Ontology annotation, molecular function: RNA polymerase II cis-regulatory region sequence-specific DNA binding; DNA-binding transcription factor activity. Gene Ontology annotation, cellular component: nucleus. Gene Ontology annotation, biological process: cellular response to heat; regulation of transcription by RNA polymerase II.
AAGGGUCGCUCCCUGGAAACUCCCUCCCUCUCCCUCUCACUAGGUCGGUGCUGAAACGCUCUCAAAUUUCAGGGAGCCCCACAUGGAUCGGAGCUGGGAUGACCAAGAAGGCGACUGGUACGGUAGAAAAACCUCCACCGCCUUUGACCGAUCUUUCUGGAUUUUUAUCGAACACCUAGUCGGCGUAACUAUUCGAACCCCUUAUAUACCCACUCCCAAGCUCCCCAAACUGCCAUUUUUCCACCCACCACACCCACCUUCCCUUUCCCCUCUCUCUCUCUCUGUCUUACCCAGUUCACCGCCAUUAACAAAGAGUGAGAAUUGCGUUCUAUGAGCCCAAAAGACGAAAGCCACCCAAAGUCUCCACCCACUUCAGCUGAAUUCGACCCAGAAUCAAUUGGGUUGUCCGAAUUUCGACCCCAAGUGUCGGCACCGUUACUGGGUUCUCAGCCGAUUCCUUCGUUCACUUCUCCUGUAAUGGAAUUCGAAGCCUUCUCUUCUGUAAACCCAUUGGGUGCUUUUGACUUCGCUGAAAAAGUUUCAAUUCCAACGUCGUCUAUGGGCGGCGGUGGUGCGGAGGACGUGGUUGUUCCGCCGCAGCCACUGGAAUGUCUGCAGGACACUCCGGUGCCUCCGUUUCUGUCCAAGACUUUCGAUUUGGUCGAGGACCCCUCGCUGGAUUCGAUCAUAUCGUGGGGCUCCGGUGGCCGCAGCUUCGUGGUGUGGGACCCAUUGGAGUUUUCCAGAUUCAUCUUACCGAGGAACUUCAAGCACAACAAUUUCUCAAGUUUUGUGCGGCAGCUUAAUACUUAUGGUUUUCGCAAGGUUGACACAGAUAAGUGGGAGUUUGCGAAUGAAGCUUUUCAGAAGGGCAAAAGACAUUUGUUGAAGAGGAUCCAGAGGCGCAAGUCACCUCAAUCUCUGCAAGUUGGGAGCUUUACUGGGCCUUCUGCGGAAGCAGGGAAGUCUGGAGUCGAAGGUGAGAUAGAGACAUUGCGGAAAGAGAGGAGUACGUUAAUGCAGGAGGUUGUUGAAUUGCAGCAGCAGCAGCGGGGCACAGUUGACCAUAUGAAGGUAGUGAAUCAGAGGCUUCAGUCUGCGGAGCAGAGACAGAAGCAGAUGGUUUCUUUCUUGACCAAGAUGCUUCAGAACCCGGCAUUCGUGGCCCGACUUCAACAAAAGACUGGACAGAAAGACAUAGGCUCUUCAAGGGUGAGGAGGAAAUUUGUUAAGCAUCAGCAGCAUGAACUCAGUAAGUCAGAUUCAUAUAUGGAAGGCCAGAUUGUGAAGUACCAGCCUGCCUGGAGAAACCAAACCAUAUCCUCUACAGCGCCGGAUUCAUAUCCAGUUCCUUUUGAACAAUCUCCUCAUUAUCCUUCACAAGUUACGACAGGAAAACUGGGUUUGGAUGCUGAAAGCACGGCAUUCCAAUUUGUGGACGCUGCACUAGAUGAAUUAGCAAUCACACAAGGAUUUCUUGAAACACCAGAGCAAGAAGGCGAAGGGGCAUCAAGCAUGGUAACUGAAGAUCCUUUUUUCAAAGGGAAGAGUGUUCUAAGCCCACAACAAGAGGCUAAUCCCGAGCAUUAUGUCUCUUUCGAGGAGGAUUUGGUGAAGGACAGGACUUUUCCAGAACUGUUUUCUCCAGGGAUGGAGAGCAUGAUUAAACAAGAAGACAUAUGGAGCAUGAAUUUUGAUGUCAGUGCCGGUAUGUCAACUUCUAUGAAUGAGUUAUGGGGUAAUCCAGUCAACUAUGAUGUGCCAGAGGUGGGAUUGACGGGUGGAUUGUUAGAUGUCUGGGAUAUCGAUCCUCUGCAAGAGGCAGGAGGGUUGGGAAUCAAUAAGUGGCCAGCCCAUGAAUCUGCAUUUGAUGAGCCUCAGAGUCAAGGUGUCCAGUGUGCAUCUAAAACUACUGAUCCGUAGGGCUGCAUUUGCUGCCCUUUCGGAUCCUAGUCAUUUUAAGUUGCAGGGGUCUAUUAUAUGGACGAUUUAUUAAUGAAUAUAUUAAUUUGAUAGCAAAGUCUUACUCUUUCUUAAUCAUCCGCUUUUAUUCCUUAGAUCUUCGAUUUCCGCCCUGGUAUUUGUUCUUUUCCCAACUCUCUUCUCACCUAUUUUGUAGGUUGCAUUCCAAUUUCCUUCUAGUUGUAGGCUGCAUUAAUCUCAAAGUUCUGUUGCUAACAAAUAAUAGAGCUAUGAAACUGCAGGUCUUUAUCCUCUGGAAAGGUAGCUCGCUUCCACCGGGAAACGGGGUCUUGGAUUUUGCCCUUCUGAGCUCGUGAAAUUCCAGAAAGGUGAACUGUUUGAGUUUAACAGACUUGAUUUCUCCAGUUGGUGUACGAAUACAAACACCGAAGAAGCAUUGAGGUGCAUUACAUUAGUGAAGAGUUGCUUUGAAGAACUGCCAGCCUUCUCAAAAACAGGGAGAAGAAGAUUACCGAACGUUCAAAUUUGAAGCCGGCGAAAUGCGUUAAGAUUAGGCUAAAUCAAAGAUUCAGAUGUCCACUGUCACCAUAAGGUACUUUAUAUUUUUGGGUUCAUCUUUGAUAGUCCGGACAACCGCGUAGUUCAAUCUUGACCAUCAAUUUUUCAUACAAUUUGAUAGCGCCCGAAUCAGCCCAUGCCCAGCCCGAUUUUAAACUUGAUCGGGCUGGUUAGAAUGAAGUAAUAACCUGCUAAAAUCCAACCCGACCUUUACCCGAUCAUUUAUUGUGUUGGGUCGGGUUGGUGCUUCGCCCGACCGUGUCAAAUUCAACUCGAUUUUUAUCUUAAAUUGCUGGGGCAAAUAUUACCUUAUCACACUUCAUAUUAUAUUGGGAGGGCUAUACUUGAAAUUUGAUUUUUGUUUGAACAUUGAAUGAUAGUGUUGCUUUUACGUU